AUGGUUGCGAGCUGUGUUUUUCCGCACAACGCUACGUCGCCGAGCACAGAAGCAGCGCUUAUUUUGUCAUCCUCGCCAUCCUCAGUGAUUGCUGCCGAGAAGACGAAACAGCGCAAGCAGGCAGCUAUGCUGGAUGCUUGGUUAGCAUUGCACAACGAUAAUCUUUACCCUUGUCGUGAGGAGAAAGAACGGCUGGCGAAAGACAUGUCGAUGACUUAUAUACAGGUGAUUUUCCACUGCUUAAUUGCGGUAAAAUGCUACUGCUUUUCCAGGAUCUCGUAA
This is a messenger RNA of Gongylonema pulchrum, 282 nucleotides long. Lineage: Eukaryota; Metazoa; Nematoda; Chromadorea; Rhabditida; Gongylonematidae. The record is from the annotation of a GenBank genome assembly.